GCAUCUCUACUUGGUCUGUGGUUUCUCCUUUGGUAAACAAACGAACGAACGAAAGAUUUUAUUUAUCGAAAUUAAUACUUAAAACCUACAAGCCUAAGCCUAAAACUAUAAUUGUGUUAUAUUAGAAACACAGAAAGUUUUUUAAUUAGCUUCGUUACUAUAUUAUUAAUUUUAACAUUGAUAACACUACUUACUGUAUGUCUUGUAGAUUUAAUAUUUUAGUGUAGGUUAUAAAGUGUGCUGAACUUUCAAAAUGGGCAGAAAAAUACCAGCAAAAAAACAUAGAGGUGUGAAAGACCCUCUCCUGCAGCAAGCCAGACGUCUUCAAAGUUUGAAGGGUAAAAUCAACGCACCGCCGAGGAACCCCGACGAGCAGCCGGUGCCGAAGUCUUUGACGAGAUUGUUCGCGCCGCUGAACCGGCUGCCGCGCGCGGGGGUCGCGGGGAGCACGGGUGCCGCGGUGCGGACGGGGGCCGCCGGGCGCGUGGGGGCCGCCGGGCGCGUGGGGGCCGCAGGGCCAGCGGGCGGCGCCGUGGCGCGGCUGCGGCGGCUGCCGGGCGAGGAUGCGCGCUCCUUCUCGCGCCGCAUCACGGGCGCCGUGCGCGCGCUACACGCCGCCGACGACGCGCAGGAAUACCCGCAGGAAGAAGAAGAGGAGGAGGUGUUACAGCGGCGGCGGCGGCGAAUGCGCGCCGUCGCGCCCGAGCGGCCCUCGCGCGCGCAGCGGCGCAAGCUGCGGCUGAGGGAGGCCAAGCUGGCCGCCGACCAGGCCCGCGCCGCGGACGCGCGCAGCGAGCUGGUGUACGAGCGCGUGGCCUUCGGGGACACCGCGGCGGCGCCGCCCGCGCUGCCGCCGCCACGCCUGCCCCGCGCCGCCGCCGCCGCCGCCGCGAGGGUGAGUGCCCUGGUUCUUGAAAAUGGGUGACACAUUGAAGCUUAUUGUGAGUAAUUACGGCCAUUUGUCUUUUGAUGACUUGAAGCUUUUUGCACCCUAACAGGCAUUUACAUGACCGCUGCGGGAGAUUAUGUAUUAACUUUCCGGCCGUGUUGAUUCGAGUUUCGUAGUGCUGGUAUUGUCUUCAUUAUUACUAUUACAUAUAGUGGGCGGGAAGGCAGAACACCAUUUGAUUUGUCAUAAAUGAAUUUCUUUGACUUCGGACCGUUGUAGUUGUGGCGUGCAGCCUGUAUGACUAUAAUGUGGUGUGCAGCCGGGGCGGCGCGAGUUGCUGCUGACGCCGCUGCUGCGGGCCGCGG
Messenger RNA from Pectinophora gossypiella (pink bollworm), 1254 nucleotides. RefSeq names its product translation initiation factor IF-2. The record is from RefSeq and is a predicted model, not a curated record. Bases 254 to 925 code for a protein of 223 amino acids. NCBI's taxonomy places the organism in Eukaryota, Metazoa, Arthropoda, Insecta, Lepidoptera, Gelechiidae. The transcript is spliced from 4 exons.